Molecule: messenger RNA, 4475 nt
Organism: Oxyura jamaicensis (ruddy duck)
Lineage: Eukaryota; Metazoa; Chordata; Aves; Anseriformes; Anatidae
Gene: MTHFSD
Product: methenyltetrahydrofolate synthetase domain containing
Exons: 8
Coding region: 58-1278 (406 amino acids)
Cellular component (GO): cytoplasm
Molecular function (GO): RNA binding
Source: RefSeq, a predicted model, not a curated record
AGGUGGGCGGAGCCAGGCCGGACCCGGAAGCCCCGCCCUUGGGCGGCUCUCGCCGCCAUGCAGGGGGGCGCGGGGCCGCGCGUGGGGACUACCAAGGGCGGCGUCCGGGAGCUGGUGUGGGGAUACCUGGAGAGCAGCGGCCUGGCCGAGAGACCCCGGCCCGUGCACGGCCGCAUCCCCAACUUCAAGGUACGGGGGGGUGCCUCUCAUGCUGCGACAAGGCUUCUGGCUUUACAGGAGUUCAAAGCCGCCAGUACUGUAAAAAUAAAUCCCGAUGCUCCCCAGAAGAAUGCUCGCUUUCUAACACUAGAAGCAAGGAAGACUUUGUUGGUUCCCACCCCGCGGCUGAGAAGUGGCCUGUUCAAUAGGAUUGUUCCACCCUCAGGUGCCACCAAGGAGAUCCUGCGGAUAUGUGCUACGUCUCAAGGUAUAAAAGAAUACAGUGUGCCUGUAGGUCUUGAUGGGAAAGUACGAGUGGACUUGGUUGUUGUAGGAUCAGUGGCUGUCUCAGAAAAAGGCUGGAGAAUUGGAAAAGGUGAAGGUUAUGCAGACAUGGAAUAUGCAAUGAUGGUGUCCAUGGGAGCAGUGAAGGAGGAGACACCUGUAGUUACUAUUGUGCAUGACUGCCAGGUGCUUGACAUAGCAGAAGAGCUUCUUGAUGAUCAUGAUUUAACUGUUGAUUAUAUACUCACACCAACAAGAACUAUCAAGACUAACUGCAAACGACCAAAACCACAGGGAAUAAUAUGGCAUAAGGUCAGCUAUGAGAUGCUGGCAAAAAUCCCCAUCCUUAAGAGUCUUCGAUACAAAGAGAAACAGACAGGCAAGGAUGUUACCCUCCAAGACGAACAUCCAGACUUGGCAAACGCCAACAAGUCAGCGGCGUUAAAUGCGAAGGCAAUGCCUGGAAAUACAAGACCGCAGGCUGCAAUGGGCUCGGCUCAAACGGGACAACAGUAUGUUGAAAGUGAUUCUUUAAGUCCCAGAUUAGAGGGAUCUGGCACAAUUACUACUGUGUAUGUGGGGAACAUACCUCCCAACGUAAGAGUGAGCGAGCUGAAAUAUGCUUUAAGGGAAUUCCAUGCAACUCCUUUAAAAGUGAAUUGGCAGGGAGCGCAGCACAGGGCUUUUCUCGAUUACAAGGAUAAAACAGCUGCAGAGAGUGCUGUAUCCUCUUUGAAAGGCUUGAGCCUCGGGGGUAAUACUUUGCGAGUUGAGCUGGCCAAGAAUCAGAGAAACAAAGGGCAAGUAGAAAUCAAUAGUCAGAAAUUAAUUUGAAUAGAGGAAAAAAAAAAGGCGUGUUUUUAUUGUUUUGCAAGAAGCUGACCUAAGUUUUCAAGGUUAUUAGUAUAUGCGCUGAUCUCUGCAGGCUAAACAACAAAGGCAAAGCCAGCUUUUCAAACAAAUGAGGCAUACAUCUCACAGCUGACUUGCCUGCCCCAUUCCUGCAGUUGUACAUGCAAAGUGCAUUUGUCAAGAUGGAUGACAGAGGAGCCUUUUCUCUAAAUGGUUGUCCACAAAUUACCCGCAUUCUGUGUAUUUGUUUUUCAUUGGCCCUGGUUCAAUUUGCUGUUCAGAGUGUACAUCUGUUAGGCUUGGAUCAAAAAUCUGCCCUUUGGUAGCUGCACGCAGCCACAUGGAGCGAGGUGGUUAUGUUCUGUCAUCUACAGAUUGUACCUGCAGCUUUGUGCUUGUGAGCUUUAAAGCCAGCUGCAGAAAAUCUGUCUUAAAGGUUACAGCUAUGUUUACUAAGAAACGGUGUUUGCCUGAUGCAAGUUUUCAGCAUAUUUCUUGUAAAAAUGGGGGAAGGGGCCUUGGCCUGUUUGUGUUCUUGAAGAACUGCUGUAAAAACACUGGCUCAGCCCCCAAGCUCUAGUAAUAACUAGUAACAUCAGGUGGAGGAGAAGAUAGCCCCCUUCUCAGGUUUGUUUUGUUAAUUCAGCCCUCUGUAAACUUUGUAUGUUUCAUUUCAGUCUGGGAGAGAAAACUUUUUCUCCCCUACUUCUCCCCAAAACACUUCAGGUGCCUUUUUAAUGGAUGUAGAUAAUUAUAAAACAGAUUCUUUUCCUGAUUGUCUUGUCUCUUAUAAUGUGGUGUGAUUCCAUUGCCUCUGUGAAAUUACAUUAAUAGAUAAUCAUUGUAGUGGAAAUGAAAAGCAGACAAACCACAGUCAAAACUUGUUGAUGACUAGUCUAGUUCUUUGAAAAGCUGAUGGAGAUAGCAGCAAGGCCUGUUCUUACUGCGCCUUUGUCACCACCAGUGUGGUCUUCCUGCACCCGCAGCAGCAGACAGUGAUGAGCAUUAGGGAGCAGCACUGACAAAUUUUAUUUGCAGAAGUGCUAUCAACUACUAGCUUAAAGUAAGUUUUUACACACACAUGAACACUUUCAGUGUAGAGGAGAAUGAUGAUUUAUGUGGUAUGGCUUUUAUUAUAUUUUUUUUCUUCAGUUCUUCAUUCCUGAAAAACAGGCUGAAUUUUGGCUGAACCAUCCUUCCUAAACAGAAGCACUUUUGCCAUUGAUGCUGGGCACGUAGUCAAAGUAAGCAUCCAAAUGGAUUUUAUUAUUUUUUUCACGUAUAAGUUGGAAACUUUUUUUAGCCAGAGGGUACUGUUAAGUAUAUUUUAAGUACAUUAUUAUGCCUCAAGGGUCAGACAUUUCAUACAGUAUUAUAUAAAAAAUUCUGUUAUCAUGUGCUCUGCACAGGAGGGACUCAAGGAAAGCAUUGCUUCACCUUCCUGUAAGGUCAGCAAAAGAGAGGUUUCUGAAGAAGCAGUGCUGUGCUCUUAAAUGCUCUCUUUUCCUCCAGCUCAAACUUAUUUUCAGCGUCACUUAGUAUGAAUUCAGACAUGAGCACUUCAGGGGCCUCUGCAUCUUGUUUCAGUAGUUGCGUGCUUCAAGGAUAGGAGUCAGGGGUUAUGCUACUACUAAAACAUACUCAUUACAUCAUUGGCUUAGAAAGCAGGGGAAAGAAAAACAAAAAAUAAUUACACAUCACUGCCUUUGCCUUCCAAAUGAUGGUGAAUUAAGCAACAUGAUCGUGUGAUGUUCUUUUUGACUCUUGCAAUACUGUGUGCGUUGGUGAUGAUGCCCAGGUGACCUCAGCAGUUAAAAAGUAUUAUUCUGCAAGUGAAAACUUCAGUCGUCUCUAACCUCCCCUGUUAUAUUACAGAUUGAACCAGCCUUCUCUGGUUUGUGGGAAUUUCAUUCUCUGCCUUAUUUCUGGUAUUUUGUUUUUUGUUUUUGUUUUUUUUUAAUCUCUGAAGUUUCAGUACAGAUAAGAAUAACCACUGUUGACCACUUAGUUUUUUUUGCGAGGAAAAUAAUGGUUUUUGCUUUUCACUGAGGCAGAAUGAGUCAAAAUAAAUUUAUAAGUGAGAAAUGAUUUGUAUUCAUGUGUAAAGGCAUACUUGAAGGUAUUCCUAAGAUAUUUUUUUUUUUUAUGCUAACCUUGGUCAUCUCUGUUUUUAAUUGCCAGAAACCACAACAUAUAGUUCCAGGUCAGCUGACCUCCAAAGGUAAUGAAAAAGAGGCAUUCAUACCGGUUUUCUCUGUCUUCUCCUAGUAAAGUGUUACGUUAUGCCAGAGGGGUUAAGUUUGAGGUUCCAUAGCAUGAGCUGUGCUAGAUCUAUAUCCACGUAGCCAAUCUCUGUAAUUAUCUUCCAGCCUGUCACUUUUUUCACUCUUAUGUUUUGUGAGGCCACAUUUCACAGCAAUACAUAACAACUUGUUACUUUCCCAAAAGGCAAUUAACAGUCCAAACCGCACUCCUGGGAAGAUAUUAACUAGACAGAGAUAUGUAACUGCAGUUAGGCUCCGAGAAGAAAAAUAAUUGCUAUAUGCUUAAAACAAUGAACCAUUCAUUAGCAUUUCGAAUGAACCAGAAUAAUGUUGAUGCUGUGAUAAGAUCCAAUUUAAGUAGUCAUUUUUGAUCCAGGUUGUUAAUAAAUGACAAGGUCCUCUGGGCCUUGGCAUUGUAAAGUCAUUAAAGCUUGUUUUUAAUUCAAGGUAGCAGCUGCUCCAGGUCAGAGUUUGGCAGCGCACUGCAAACCCAUCUGUAUCAGCAGCUUCAGCAAAUCAGUAGUAACUAGUGUGGGUACAAGUUCAUUUGUCAUCUCUGCAUCAAGAACAACACCAUGCAGGAACAAAUCAGUACAGGCAGCUGCUGAAAAUAGAACCUGAAGCUACGGAAGGCUCACCAGGGUUCAGAGCCUCUGUGCAGGGUUUAGUAGUAGGAGGUUAUAUGAAGGCAAAGCAGUAGUCAUCAGAAAUAAAGUGUGGCUUCCCCGCAGUCCUGCAGGCUUAGGGUGGUUGCUUUACUUUCACCGGGGUUUUUUCUUGGCAAAUAUGACUGAAGAAUAUAACCUCUCCCUUUUAGAAAUGAAAAAUCUUAAUGAGUCCUAGUGCAUGGGUUGAUACAGGAUUCCCACAGGGAAAACCAGAAGUGAUGUUGUAGGAACUUAACUUUUCUUUUGA